GUGGUAUAUUAGCCAGUCAAGCUCGAUCGGUCCUUGAAGACGGUCUGAAGGGACUAUCUAUUCUAGUGCCGAUUUGUUUACUUGUAACUGCGAAAGUGUGUCGAUUUCAGUGUUGAAGCAGAACGGUCAGAACCACUGCGAGGCGAAUAUUCCUGUGUUCUGGGUACUGUCGCUGGUGAACUUUGAACUGCCGCGCGCACAAUGAAGUGUUUGGUGAUAGUGAUACUGUCGCUUCUGGCCGGCGGCGUGCAAAGUAGGCCUGGAGCGCAUAGUGGGAGCGGUUUGCUAGUGGAACGACACGAUUUCGACAAUGUUCGGAAGGAUAGCAGCUGUGGUUAUCAGUCAUGCCCGAUUCCGAAGCGUGGUAUGACCAACGUGCAUCUGGUCCCGCACUCCCACGAUGACGUCGGAUGGCUCAAGACGGUAGAUCAGUACUACUACGGUAGUAAAACGAACUACCAGCGGGCCGGUGUCCAGUACAUCCUGGACUCGGUGAUCGAAGCUUUACUGCACAACCCAGAGCGCAAGUUUAUCUACGUCGAGUCGGCAUUUUUCUUCAAAUGGUGGGACGAGCAGACGGUGGAGUUACAGGAUGCGGUCAAGGAACUGGUCGAACAGGGACGGCUGCAGUUUGUUGGUGGAGCGUGGAGCAUGAACGAUGAGGCAGCUUCGCACUACCAGAGCCUGAUCGAUCAGUUUACGUGGGGACUGCGGAUGUUGAAUGAUACGUUCGGGGAAUGCGGACGACCUCUUACCGGAUGGCAGAUUGAUCCGUUUGGACAUUCCAGGGAACAGGCUUCGCUGUUCGCCCAGAUGGGCUAUGAUGGAAUGUUCUUCGCACGACUGGACUGGAACGAUAAAUCGAAGCGAUUGUCGAACAAGGAAGCGGAGAUGAUUUGGAAAGCAAGUAAAAAUCUUGACGAGAGCGAUCUGUUCACAUCGGUGCUUUACAAUCACUAUAGUGCCCCACCUGGGUUCUGCUUCGAUGUGCUGUGUUCGGAUGAUCCUUUCGUAGAUGGACCCUUCAGCGCAGAAAACAACGUUAAGGAAAGGGUUGAUGCCUUCCUGUACUUCGUAGGGAACAUGUCGACAAAAUACCGCUCCAACAACUUACUCAUAACCAUGGGAGACGAUUUUAACUACAUGGAUGCUAACAUGAACUUUAAAAAUAUGGACAAACUUAUCAAAUACACCAACGCCCGCCAAUCACAGGAAUCGAAGGUCAAUGUGUUCUACUCGACCCCAAGCUGCUAUCUGAAAGCACUUCACGAUGCUGAGCUCACCUGGCCAGCGAAAACCGAUGACUUCUUCCCGUACGCAUCCGACCCGCAUGCUUACUGGACCGGGUACUUUACAUCUCGACCGACUUCGAAACGUUACGAACGAAUCGGAAAUCACUUUCUGCAGGUGUGCAAGCAACUGACUGCCAUUGCUCUUUCAUCGACAGAUGAGUCCUACCAGGAAAAUCUGGCUCAUUUGAGAGAAGUUAUUGGAGUCAUGCAGCACCACGACGCGAUCACCGGUACCGAAAAGCAACAUGUGGCCGACGAUUACGCCAGAAUGAUUCACAAAGCAAUUGACGAGUGUGGCGAAAACACAGAUGUCGCGUUGAAUAGUCUAGCAAGCCGAACCAAUCGAAUGGAGUUAAAAUUCGAGUCUUGCCACCAACUAAAUAUUAGCUUGUGUGACAUAACCGAAACCAAACAAUCUUUUAUCGUCACCCUGUACAAUCCUCUAGCCCAUGCAAGUUACCAAUAUGUACGAUUACCGGUGAACGGCUACAAUUACAAGGUUAGAGACUCCGUUGGAACCGAGUUACCCAUCCAGAUAAUCUCAGUUACGAAACCAGUUACUGAGCUAGUUUCCCGAGUAAGCACAGCCACCGAAGAGUUAAUCUACCUGGCCGAUGAAAUACCACCGAUGGGCUAUAAAUCUUUCUACGUAACAGAAAUCCACGAAAAGAACAGAAAAACCGAACCUCAGCCCAAACAGCAAACAACCAGCAUCGGAAAUGAAUAUUUAACCCUCACCUUCAACGACAAUGGUUUACUGAGCACGAUCAACAUCGACGGACGGGGAUACAAUUUGCAGCAGGAUUUCCUGUUCUACGAGGGAGCUUACGGUAACAACGAAGUUUUUGAGAAUCGAUCCUCUGGGGCAUACAUCUUACGGCCGAAUGGAACCGUAACCAACAUUGGAGCUUCCCCGCAGAUUCGGGUUGUCCUCGGUGAUCACGUUCAGGAGGUACAUCAGAUUUUCAACCAGUGGGUCAGUCAGGUGAUCCGAGUUUACAAGCAUGAAAAGCACGUGGAGUUCGAAUGGAUGGUUGGACCGAUUCCGAUUGAGGAUGGGAAGGGAAAGGAAAUUGUUACUCGCUACUAUUCGGAUAUUCAAUCCGCUGGAACGUUCUGGACGGACUCGAACGGUCGGGAAAUGAUCAAAAGAAUUCGUAACCAUCGGGAAACUUGGGAUCUUGAGUUGGCGGAACCGGUGGCUGGAAAUUAUUAUCCGGUAACGGCGAAGAUCGCACUGGAAGAUGAUCAGCUUAGGAUGGCGGUUUUGAAUGAUAGAGCUCAGGGGGGUACUAGCUUGCAGGAUGGAGUUCUAGAGUUGAUGGUUCAUCGUAGACUGCUGAGGGAUGAUGCGUUCGGUGUUGGCGAAGCACUGAAUGAAACGGCUUAUGGUGCUGGGUUGAUCGCCCGUGGAAAGCAUUAUCUGUUGUUUGGUCCAAAAACUUCACAGCAAGGAGUAUCGCUGCAGGCCAGCGAACGUUUCCUACAGAAUCAAGUUCUUACUCCACCCUGGUUAUUCGUGAGUGAUGCAACCGGUCUUUCUUUCGAAGCGUGGCAGACUUCAUUCAACAGUGCCUUCACCCCACUGUCCGGAUCAAUGCCAGCGAACGUGAACCUGCUUACGUUCGAACCGUGGAAGGGAUCCAACAGUUUCCUGAUACGAUUCGAGCACUUGCUUGAAAAAGAUGAAGAUCCCCGUUACUCACAGCCAGUGACCAUCGACCUACAGAGUGUCUUCUCGAAGUUCAGAAUCGUGAGCGCCCGUGAGACUACCCUAGCUGGGAACCAAUGGAAAGAAGACAGCAGCCGUUUGAAAUUCUUCUUUGAUGCAGUGCCGAUUACUCAGGAGACAAAGGUGACCAAGGCGGAGGAAGCUGGAUUGGAGUUCACGCUAAAUCCAAUGGAGAUUAAAACUUUUGUUUUGGAAAUGGAAAUGGUUUUCUGAACUGUAAAAGUAUUAUAUUUGUACUUACCAGGUAGUUCAAUGCAGUUAUAAAAUUUGUAUGAUGGAGAGUUUGAAUGAAUAAACUACCCA
Topomyia yanbarensis is the source of this 3327-nucleotide messenger RNA. Its product is annotated as lysosomal alpha-mannosidase-like. Gene Ontology annotation, molecular function: alpha-mannosidase activity; carbohydrate binding. Gene Ontology annotation, cellular component: lysosome. Gene Ontology annotation, biological process: mannose metabolic process. The transcript is spliced from 5 exons. Lineage: Eukaryota; Metazoa; Arthropoda; Insecta; Diptera; Culicidae. The record is from RefSeq and is a predicted model, not a curated record. Bases 202 to 3237 code for a protein of 1011 amino acids.